Messenger RNA from Myripristis murdjan (pinecone soldierfish), 1565 nucleotides. It is a transcript of the gene mid1ip1l, whose product is annotated as MID1 interacting protein 1, like. Gene Ontology annotation, cellular component: cytosol. Bases 240 to 734 code for a protein of 164 amino acids. The record is from RefSeq and is a predicted model, not a curated record. Gene Ontology annotation, biological process: regulation of lipid biosynthetic process. The transcript is spliced from 2 exons. Lineage: Eukaryota; Metazoa; Chordata; Actinopteri; Holocentriformes; Holocentridae.
UAAAAACGCGGUUCCGCACCCGGACACUUUGGGGAAAUUUUACGUUUCUUCCCUGCGGGUGGUGUGCGGAGCCUGAGAACAUCUUGACUUGGUCUAGAAAACCAACGCACCACCUUCAAGAAAGCAUUUUCUCAGGUUACCUCGUGGUUUCAGAUCAGCAACCACCAAAACAUCAAGCAGCUCUGCCUUACUCCACCUGCCUGCUAAAGCAACCAAGCCAACCUACAAACGCCUUCAAGAUGAUGCAGAUCAGCAGCGACUCAGCCUGCAGCAACAAGCACUCCCUCAUCAACGUCAUGCACCGCUUUAUAGCAGCAGCCAACAAUAUGGAUGAGACCAUCAUGGUGCCGAGCCUGCUGCGGGACGUGCCCCUGGAGGAGCAGAGCUCAAGAGAGGUGGAGACCAACAACAACAAUGAGCCGCCCUGCCCCAACAAGCAGAGGGACAUGUACGAGCACUACCUCCUCCUCAAGUCCAUAAAGAACGACAUGGAGUGGGGCCUGCUGAAGAAGGAGAUGAGCAGCGGGGCCAGCUUCUUGGAGAUGGCGGUUAAACAGGAGGAGCAGCAGCCGGUGACCGGGGAGCUUCCUGUUGAUGACAACUCCGACCUGGAGGAUCAGUUCCACUACCACCUCAGGGGACUGUUUGGAGUCCUGUCCAAACUCACAAUGCAGGCAGACCACCUCACCAACCGCUACAAGAGGGAAAUCGGAGGUGGAAACUUCAUGAGAUAGAAGUCAGACCAAAUUUUCGAAAAACCUGGACUUCUUGACUUGCAACAGCGGGAUGUUUGUCAUGAGAAGGGCCGCCAUCUCUCUCCCCCCGCCCCCCAAAAAAUCUCUGUGGACAGUGAACUGACCAGGGCAGCCACCUUGUGACUCCUCUCAAUCCUGUCUGAGUAGCAACACUCCACCUCCCUUUUCUCCCCCUCCAGCUCCACUGAAACGUAACUGAACACCGGUGACAUCAGCACAUGUCCCUGAGCCUGUAGGAAAAUUAAUCCAUAAUAUAACAAGGUGCUUUCAUUGUCAGUUCAAGGGUUGACGCGCUGUGCUUGUUUAACGAAUGUGUUUCUGUGCCCGAGUCCAGAUGAAUCACAACUGUGGUACAAAUGCAGACCCCCCACCCCACCCCACCCCCCCCAUCCCCUACCCCCCUCCUUGUCUGUCAUUUCAAAUUUGAUGAAAAUGAAUUUGUCAAACAGGUGUGUGUAUGGUUGUUGAAUGCGGAGGUUUCUGACUAGAGGAGAUUUUGGAAUGCUGGUUAUUCUGUCCCUCCUUAAAAAUAUAAAUGAAUAUUUAACGUUGGGCUUGAAGGGCCUUCAUCAUAAGAGGUUUUUAGACCAUCUUGCCACUUGGUAUUUCUGUAACAUGGCGUGCCUUGACUUUUUAUAUACCUUCAUGCCCUGUUCAGUCGCCCCCUUGUCCGUCACCAUUUCCUGAAUGCUUAAACGCUAUUCAAGGUGUUGUAAUGAACUGACUCGUUUGUUUGCCCUGAUAUUUCAAAAACAUUUUUAUAUUGAGCAGAAAUGCAGUACAACUGAUAAAUAAAGAAUAAGAAACUAA